AGAGAGGUUCCUUCCACCGAGCAAUCGGUAGUAUUUCCGGUGUUGGUAGAGGUGCACUUCCGGCUUAACAGCUAUGGCUUUGGAAACGGUUCCGAAAGAUUUGCGGCACCUAAGAGCGUGUUUAUUAUGUUCUCUGGUGAAGACCAUUGACCAGUUUGAAUACGAUGGUUGUGACAACUGUGAUGCCUACCUACAGAUGAAGGGGAACCGGGAAAUGGUGUAUGAUUGUACAAGCUCCUCAUUUGAUGGGAUUGUGGCCAUGAUGAGCUCUGAUGACAGCUGGGUGUCAAAGUGGCAGCGAAUAACUAAUUUCAAACCAGGAGUGUAUGCAGUUUCUGUUACAGGACGCCUGCCGCAAGGUAUUGUGCGUGAGCUGAAAAGCCGCGGGGUGCUUUACAAAUCCAGAGACACUGCUAUCAAGACAUAACUGCAGAAGAAGGGCUGGAGCAGAGAUUGGGUUGAUGUCUAUGUCUUCUCUUCCGUCGGUUUUAUUUUCCUGUUAUGUUGCUGAAGCUGUGGUUUCCCCGCAGUGGGGGAAGGGCUGUGCCACUCAGCCCGCCACAUGUACAGACACUUCAUGUCUUUCUGUCUUCUGAGACUCUGGAGGAGAACGGGGGGGUGGGGGCUGUGUUUUGGGACUAAAUAAAGAUGCAUAAAUCCU
This is a messenger RNA of Nanorana parkeri, 661 nucleotides long. It is a transcript of the gene SUPT4H1, whose product is annotated as SPT4 homolog, DSIF elongation factor subunit. NCBI's taxonomy places the organism in Eukaryota, Metazoa, Chordata, Amphibia, Anura, Dicroglossidae. Gene Ontology annotation, molecular function: RNA polymerase II complex binding; zinc ion binding. The transcript is spliced from 5 exons. Gene Ontology annotation, biological process: mRNA processing; regulation of transcription elongation by RNA polymerase II; positive regulation of DNA-templated transcription, elongation. The record is from RefSeq and is a predicted model, not a curated record. The coding region runs from base 74 to 427 and encodes 117 amino acids. Gene Ontology annotation, cellular component: nucleus; DSIF complex.